UCUCAGCGGCUCAGUGAACUGGCUGGUGGAAUCGCACGGCUAGUGUAGUUCUUCAACCAGACCCAGGGCAGCGAGGAACUCCGGCGGUAAUGAAAGACCAACUGCGCGGAAGAAGGACGAGUUCAAGAUAGCGUGUCGGUAAAGAAGCAGCCAGACAAAAUGUCCUGGACAAACGGAUUCCUCACCAGCUGCCUUGUGCUCGCCAGCCUGCUGUCCAGCUCAGAGGCAGUGCCAAUAAGUGUGGACAAGACUAAAGUGAAGAUACCAGAGGAGACGGUGCAGGAGGCACCCCAGAGUGUGGACACUGGACUGCAUUAUGAUCGCUAUCUCAGGGAAGUUAUUGACUUUCUUGAAAAAGACCAGCAUUUUAGAGAAAAGCUACACAACACAGACAUGGAGGAUAUAAAGCAAGGCAAGCUGGCUAAAGAACUGGAUUUCGUCAGCCACCAUGUGAGAACUAAGCUGGAUGAAUUGAAAAGGCAGGAGGUGAGCCGGCUGAGGACACUGAUCAAAGCUAAACAAGACAUCGAAGGAGGCAACGAUAUGGCUGUGGACCACCAGGCCUUACUGAAGCAGUUUGAGUAUCUAAACCACAUGAACCCUCACACGUUUGAGGUGGAGGAUCUGGACAGACUCAUCAAAUCGGCUACAAAGGAUUUGGAGAAUUUCGACAAGGAGCGACAUGAAGAGUUCAAGAGGUAUGAAAUGAUGAAAGAACAUGAGCGUCGAGAACACCUGAAGACGCUGGAUGAGGAAGGCAGGAAGAAGGAAGAGGAACACUAUGAAGAGAUGAAGAAGAAGCAUGCUGAUCACCCCAAAGUCAACCACCCAGGCAGUCAGGAUCAACUGAAAGAGGUUUGGGAGGAAGCAGAUGGUCUUGACCCAGAAGAUUUUGACCCAAAAACUUUCUUCAACCUUCAUGAUACGAAUGGAGAUGGAUUCUUCGAUGAGCAAGAGUUGGAGGCCCUGUUCACUAAAGAGUUGGAGAAGAUCUAUGAUCCUACGAAUGAGGAGGACGACAUGGUGGAGAUGGAGGAAGAGAGGCUGCGGAUGAGGGAACACGUCAUGAAUGAGGUUGAUGCCAAUAAGGACAGACUGGUGUCCUUAGACGAGUUCUUGAUUGCUACAAAGAAAAAAGAAUUUCUCGAACCAGAUAGCUGGGAGACUCUGGAGCAGAACCAGGCCUACACAGAGGAGGAGAUGCGGGAGUUUGAGGAGCACCUAGCCAAGCAGGAGGAGGACCUAAACCUGAAAGCAGUUGAUCUGCAGAAGCAGCGUGAGGAGCUGGAGAGACAACAGGAGCAGCUCAACGCCCAGAAAAUCCAACUCCAACAGGCUGUAGAGCACAUGGAACGUUUAAAAAAGACAGAGCAACCACAUGAAGUUCAUGUUGAAGGCAAUGCUGUUCAAGAGGUACCUCAGCAUGAGCAGGCCCUGCCCCCUGAACACCAGCCAUCCCCUCCAGACCAAGAAGCUCCUGCAGCUCAGAAUGACAUUGCCCAGCAAGAUCUAAGUCAAGGCCACCCAAACCAGUCUCAGGACGGUCAGCCACUGCUUCAUGAUCCCAACUCGGUCCAUGGUGCCCCACAUAUGCCCUAGACCACUGACAGGUAGUGUGGGCCUUGACUGUAUAGAUUAACAUGCCUGCCACCACACUUAGAGACACGAACCGUUCAUACCUCCUCUCCAACGUUGGGAGUCAGUGGAAAACAGCCACCUGUGAUCUAUAGAUUUCUCGGUUUUAGAGGCUGCUUCUCUCAGAAGUGUAACAUGACCGAUGCUAAGUUCUCAGAAGAAGUUGAAAUACAAUUCGGAAUUUCUUUUCUUAA
This is a messenger RNA of Pygocentrus nattereri (red-bellied piranha), 1829 nucleotides long. RefSeq names its product nucleobindin 2a (gene nucb2a). The transcript is spliced from 13 exons. The coding region runs from base 160 to 1599 and encodes 479 amino acids. Lineage: Eukaryota; Metazoa; Chordata; Actinopteri; Characiformes; Serrasalmidae. Gene Ontology annotation, cellular component: endoplasmic reticulum-Golgi intermediate compartment; extracellular exosome. Gene Ontology annotation, molecular function: calcium ion binding. The record is from RefSeq and is a predicted model, not a curated record.